AUUUCGAGAUUUAGUUGCCAUAAAUUUUUAUUUGUAAUAUUCUUUAGAUUAUAUGGCAAGUGAUGUUAAAUGUUUUUAGACUUACCUUAAAUUUUUAGAUCUAAUUUAAAUAAAUAAAAAUUAAAAACAAUCGACCAAUCAAAUUAUAACAAUUUUUUUGAAACUUCACCUAUGAGCGACACGUCACUAGAGCUCACUAAAGUGAUUUCUCUUUUAAUAUAUAGGGGGGCUAGAUUCUGUUCCGCACGUCUGUGCGGGUAUUUGUUUUUAAUUUCUAUAUUGUUCAUAAUUUUUCUUAUAUGCUUGAUUGUAUAUAGUUUUACGACUAACCAAUACAGACCUAUUUGCAUCAAUUUUAUUAAUUGUUUUAAACUGUCAAAUUGUCUUACUCGGUUAUGUAUACAAAUAUAUAGAUAUGUAUAUAUACAUAUAUCAUGAUGAGUUAGCAAUGAAACAUAGAUAUAUAUAACACUAAAGGUGAAUUAACUAAAACAAACAAUUUGUUUGUUUAUAUAGUAUUGUUUUAUAAUAUUUCAUUAUUUAUUAAUAGCAAUUUUUUUAGUUCUUAAUAAGAUAGAUGAAUAGGUAUUGUGAUUUUUUUUAUUAUAAAACUUUACACAUUUAUUACGAAAAUCUGAUUUGGUUAGUUGCGAUUAUAUUUUAGAUUUGUAACAUUAAAAAGACUUAAGUUGGGUUGUGGUACAAUAGAAGGAAUAUUCCUAUAACCGAUAAUUCCAUAUACAAUUUGUUCAUUAGAUAUUUGGAAUAUAUUGGUUUUAAAGGAAAUUCGAAUUAGUAAAAAAAAAUUGAAGUCGCAUUAGGAAAUUUAAUAGCUGAAAAAUAGGAGAUGUUAAGUAAAGAUUGAUAUCGUAAUAUUAGUUAGGAGCUGUUAUGGAAUAUCAUUGGUUUUAAUAAUAUGGUUAAGUCUAUCAAUUUAAUUUGGAUGGACGUUUAAUAAUUUUUUAAACAAUGGUAUUUAAAUCCAGUGGCAUAGGAUGGUAAUUCUUUAAGAAAAAUAAGAGUUAUUUUUUUUUGUACUUUUGUUUUAAUAGUUUAGAAAGUUAGAGUUAACGCCAAUAUCAAUCAUUCUCCUUCAAUUUAAUGGAAAAGUGACUUUUUCCAAUAAAUUACGCAAUGGCUCUACAUAGCUCACAAACUAAGUAUUUGUUACACUUUAUAGUAGAGAUGUUUUAGGGCAACAGAAAGCCAGUAAUGUGUGAUUUCUUUCUUUUUUAAUCACAUACAUUUAACCCAAAAGUUUUAAUUAUACAUCAAGAAUCUAUAGUUACAGCUUCAACUAAUUUGUCCUACGCUAUACAUGAGUUUUUUAAAAAAAUUGUCUUUACACAAAUAGUAACUUCAUUUUUGUUUUUCCCAUUCUUAAACAAGAUUUGCAAUAUAUAUAUAUUGUGUGAAAUUUGAAUCUCACAUUUUCAACUUACAAAUGCUUAGGUUUCAUGGAUAAGUUUCCAAUUUUUUUCAUGAUAAAUUGUUACCUAAGCUAAACUGGAGAUUUUCAAUAUGUUCAAAGUGCCUCUUAGAAAUGUUUAUCCAAAAAGUAUCCUUUGGAUUUCAAAAAUUGUUUUACUAAAUUUGCAAUCUAAUAUAUUUCAAAAUCAAAAACACAAUGAUGAAAAAAAAUUGCACGUAGUACUCAAAAUUUGUUUUAUGUUAUGAUUUAUUUUGAUUUUGUUUCAUUGAUUUAAGAUUUUGUAUCAGUGUUUUUCGAGGUAUUUUAUUUAUUGUUGAUAAAAAGGAGAGUAUCAUUUGUAUAUGAAUAUGACUCAACAAAUGAUCGAAGCUUUUUAAAAAAAAAAAAAAAAACAAAUGAUAGCUAUCACCUUAUAUUAGGAUCAAGUUUCUUAGAAUCCCAUGAUUAUUUCCAUAUUUAAGUACUGUAAUUUAAUUCAUAGAAAAACUAGUGUUCUAACAGACAACUAGAGCUUGACCCGCGCACCCGCGCAGGUGUUAGUUUUUUUUAUAAAUGAAUAUUUAUUUGUAUAAAUGAUAAUAUAUAUUUAAAUUUUUUUUUAAUAUGACAUUUCUAAACACAAUAAUUUUAUAGUUUAUAUUGAGUAGUUUUAUUUUAUCAUGUAACCCCUUAGUUAUAUCAUCCAUUUAUUUAGAAUAUGACAUAUAAAGUCACACAAAUGUAUUUUUAUUUUUUAUGGAUCAAAAUUUUAUGAUUAUAUAUAAUAAAAUUGUUGUAUAAACUGGUUUUAUGGAUCAAAAUUUUAUGAUUAUGUAUAAUAAAAUUGUUGUAUACUAUUUAUUAUGUAUAUGUGGAAUUAGUAAAAUAAUUACCGUAUAAGGUAUGUAAUUACAAAAUGUAUAUAUGGAAUUAAUUAUUUUCAGACACACAUAUGUAUAAUUAAAAAAGGAAAAGACAAAAAAUAUUAAAAGUUAAGUUUAUUAAUUAUUGUUGCCAUGAUUUUUUAGUUAGAAUUUGAUUUUGGAAAUACAUUAAUUGAAGAGAAAAGACAAAAAUCCUAAAAGAUAGGUUAAUUAAUAACUUUAGUGGCAUACCAUUGUAAAUAUAGUGGAAAACUAAGGGAUAAUCUAAUUUUGUACUCCUCUUUUAAUAGAUUAGAUUUAGUAUAAACAAUCAUUCCGCUUGUUCGAUCUCUACACACUCACACAAUUACAUGAUUUUAGUUUUCAAAUUAUCUGCACCAAAAAUCUAAAUUUAAUAAGUGUUUUUUUUUUCUUUUUCUUUUGUAUUACUUGUUUUAAAUAGUCUAAUACAAAACGUGUGAAGUUCAGUAAAUGAUCCUCCUCGACAAGUGUCAUCAACAUUUUAGAAUAACGUCGGUCUGGACACUUUUUAUUUUACUUUUAUGAUGUUGGUAAGCAUCUGUGCCUGAGAUCUCCCCGGUUGUCGUUUCUACAUUGUCAUGCAUGUGUCUAAGCAGUGGCUCGCUGAAUAGCUAAUCUCUCAAUUAUAAAAACCAAUGUUUUGCUUUGGUCCUAAUAAAGUAAUAAAAUAAGUUACAUAACUACGAAUAUAUUUAAAAGAGGACAUAAAUUUCUUUUACCGAUGAGACUUUCCUACAGUAAACAGAGUCACAUAUGUUCUAAAGCGGUUUAAUUUCUUUUUGAAUUAGUUUAACAUUUAUUCAAACAAAAACAAAAGAAGUAAAAUAGGACUUCUAGUAUGUGUACUUGUAUAGAUUUAUAGUCUAACCGAACUGAUCGAGAUAUAUAUACAUAUGGACCUAACUUGUGUUUGUCUGCUUGAGACACAUUAAAAUUUAAAACUUUAUUUAAUGACUAAAAAGUUUUGGGGUUUGUAUUCAUUUACAUCUUCUCAUGACGAGGUUUAAACUAUUUUAAAUUUACUUUCUUCGGGAUUCGGGAGUAUCUUUAAAAAAAAUUCUAUCUUAAAAUUUGCAAAACUAUAUAUUUGAAAUUUCAAAAUAUUGUUUUCCAAAAAAAAAAUUUUAAACUUAACUUUAAAAUCAAUUGUAUUUUACACUAGUUCUUAUAUUUGUCUUAGUUAAUGUAAAUCUAUAGAAUUUUUAUAAAUAACUAGCACAUAUAUAAAAUAUUACAGUAAUUUUAAUUAAUAAAAUUUUAUACUGAAAUAUAAAAUUAUAACUAGAAUACAUAAUUAAAUAUUAAAUUACAAGUAAAAUACUACAUUAUUUAUAAAAUUAUUUCUGUAAUGCUCCUUUUCGGUUACACAAAUUUGUUGUUCUGUUAUAAUAUUUUUGAUUAAUUAAUUUUAUAUCUGAGUGUUCAUACAAAUUUAAUGUUGUGAAGUUGUUUCGAAUUUGAAUCUUCCCAAAGUCCACAUACCGUUAGACGACACCAUAAUGUAGUCAAGCAAAAUGUUUCUUCGACCGUUUUCCUAUUUUCGAUAAGAUAAUUUUUCAGCCGUUGUAUCAUUAUAUUGGUUAUUGCACAUAUUAUUUUUAAGUUAAUAUAUGACAAGUUAGUAAUUAUGAAUCCCUCUAGCUCUCCCUUUUUAAUCUAUCUUUCUCUCUAUAUAUAACUUCUUAAUACUCCUUUGUUUCAUCCCCAGACUCCUCUUUCAUCUCUUUGAGAUCUUAGUCAAAAAUCUAACCAAAGCCAUGAACAUGUUCCAAGAUUGGCCUGAGCCUAUAGUCCGUGUCCAAUCCUUAUCCCAAAGCAACCUCAAAGCCAUACCAAACCGCUACGUCAAGCCUCUCUCUCAACGUCCAAACUUACCCUCUCAAAACCACCACAACAAACACAACCCUGUCACCGCCGCUAUCCCCAUCAUUGACUUAGGUGGCUUAUACACAAACGACAUAACUCUACAUGCGAAAACACUCGACGAGAUCUCAAAAGCUUGUAAAGAAUGGGGGUUCUUUCAAGUGGUUAACCAUGGGAUGAGUCCUCAGCUCAUGGACCGAGCAAAAGAAACAUGGAGAGACUUCUUUCAUCUUCCCAUGGAGCUUAAGAACAUGCAUGCUAAUUCGCCAAAAACUUAUGAGGGAUAUGGAAGCCGACUUGGCGUAGAGAAGGGAGCUAUUCUUGAUUGGAGUGAUUACUAUUAUCUUCAUUACUGCCCUUUGUCUUUGAAGGAUUACACCAAGUGGCCUUCUUUAUCUCUUCAUCGCCGCGAAAUAUUGGAGGAUUAUUGCAAGGAAAUGGUUAAACUGUGCGAAAACUUGAUGAGUAUAUUAUCGAGAAACUUGGGAUUACAAGAGGACAUCCUUCAAAAUGCGUUUGGUGGCAAAGAGGAACCUGGAGGAUGUUUAAGGGUUAAUUAUUACCCAAAGUGCCCUCAGCCAGAGUUAACACUCGGCCUCUCACCACACUCCGAUCCCGGUGGAUUGACCAUUCUUUUGCCGGACGAGCAAGUAGCCGGCCUUCAGGUCCGUGGAUGUGACGACGCUUGGAUCACAGUCGAGCCAGCUCCUCAUGCUCUCAUCGUUAACAUUGGUGACCAAAUUCAGAUGUUGACCAAUUCAAUAUACAAAAGCAUAGAACACAGAGUGAUCGUGAGCCCUGCAAAGGAGAGGUUGUCAUUGGCAUUCUUCUACAACCCAAAGGGCAACAUCCCAAUCGAGCCAUUGAAGGAGCUAGUGACCGAAGAUUCACCAGCUCUCUACUCUUCCACGACCUAUGAUCAAUACCGUCAAUUCAUACGUACGCAAGGUCCACGUAGCAAGUCUCAUAUCGACGAACUUAGAUCCCCUCGAUAGUAGAACAUGCGUACAUUGAAUUUACACAGACGAGUUUUUUCUUGUCUAAACAAUGAACUGUGUGUAUUUUAUGUAGAUAUGAUGUUACAUUAUGUUAAAUAAUGAACUAUGUUUUCUUUUGUAUAAAUAUUGAAUUAUACUUUUAAGUU
Molecule: messenger RNA, 5323 nt
Organism: Brassica rapa (field mustard)
Lineage: Eukaryota; Viridiplantae; Streptophyta; Magnoliopsida; Brassicales; Brassicaceae
Product: probable 2-oxoglutarate-dependent dioxygenase JRG21
Source: RefSeq, a predicted model, not a curated record